AUGGGCGCCUCGGAGCAGCGCGAAUGCCCCGCGGGCUCAUUCUCCGGCUCCGCUUCGGGCAAGUGCGACGACUGCGUGGCCGGCACGUUCCAGGAGCUGACGGGCCAGUCGAGCUGCGCGCUCGCGGGUCAGGGCUUCUACGUCGGGAGCACUGGAGCUUCGGAGCAGACUGCUUGCCCCGCGGGAAGCUUCUCCGGCUCCGGCGCGAGCGAGUGCGACGACUGCGCGGCCGGGACGUACCAGGACGCGACGGGCCAGUCGAGCUGCAAGCUCGCGGACGCCGGCUCCUUCGUCGACGCGAUCAGCGCCUCGGAGCAGGCGGCGUGCGAUGCGGGCAAGUACAGCGGCUCCGCCGCGAGCGAGUGCAUCGACUGCGCGGCCGGCACAUUCCAGGAGUCGACGGGUCAGUCGAGCUGCCUCCUCGCAAAUGCCGGGUCCUUCGUCGAUGCGAUCAGCGCCUCGGAGCAGGCCGCGUGCCCCGCGGGAAGCUUCUCCGGCUCCGGCGCGAGCGAGUGCGUCGACUGUGAGGCCGGGACGUACCAGGACGCGACCGGCCACGGCGUCGGCCAGAGCAAGUGCGAGCAGUGUCAGCCCGGCACCUACGCGUCCGAUGCCGGGUCUACGACGUGCGAUCUCUGCGAAGCGGGCACGUUCGCCGAGGAGAGCGGCAAGAGCGCGUGCGACGAGUGCCCGGCCGGCAAAUACGCGAGCGCGGUUGGAUCGACGAUGUGCUCGAUCGCGAACGCGGGCUCCUAUACCUCAGAAGACGGC
Messenger RNA from Aureococcus anophagefferens, 771 nucleotides. RefSeq lists its product as hypothetical. NCBI's taxonomy places the organism in Eukaryota, Pelagophyceae, Pelagomonadales, Pelagomonadaceae. The annotation marks the transcript as partial. The transcript has 2 exons. The record is from RefSeq and is a predicted model, not a curated record.